AUGCGGGCCGCCUUUCUUGCUCCGCCAGGUGCUGCCAGUCGACGGCAGAUAUUGCAUGGUGCAUGGUUCUUGCUGCCUUCUCCUGCAAGCGCUGUGUUUGAGAACGCGCUACCAGAGGUCUCGAAGUUUUCAGAGAGAAGGACACCAGGCAACAAGCCCGACGACUUGGGCUUGAAGGAGCGCACUUUGAAUCGGUUUGGUGAUAAAUCUGAUGGUGCGGUGCUAAAAGGAUGCGGCUAUGGUCCUAAUUGCUUCUCAACUACUGGGGAUCCGGAGGAUCCCCAGAUCACAACCUUGCUGCAGCCCUGGAAAAUUCCAGCGAAGAACACCCCAGCAGAUGCUUUUGCGGAUCUUGAAGCAGUAGUUCGAGCUUAUCCACCAGGUCAGCAAAAUGUGGAUGGAGGUGGCUUCCAGGUUGUGAAGGCGGCCGAUGGCUACCUUUAUGGGCAGUUUGAGAGCCUGAAGAAAGGCAAAGUGGAUGAUGUUGAAUUUGCAAUUGGCCAGGACGGUACUGUCCAAGUGCGGUCAUCUGGGCGAAUUGGUCUCAAAGCUGACUUUGGAUCAAAUGCAAAACGAUUGAAUUACAUCUCAGAGAAGCUUCGGGAAAAAGGUUGGACAGCUCCUCCGAUUACGAAGACCAGCCAUGCCUACUACUUUUCAAUGAAUUCCGGAAAGACGAAGGUGCAGUGUGUUGGCAUUGAUUGCCCUGUCAACUACGACAUUUGGUUGGCCGCGCUGCUAUCUACCAUAGGGAAUAGCAUGAAGCUCGCUUUGGCACGAGGUGCUCCAUGUCUAGCACUGGAGCCGGUGAAGAUGAAUGUGUGGCAGUGCGCUGCAGGCCGUGCCUUGGCUCCGAUUCUCUUUCCGAACGCCUGCGGAUUUCUGGCUUGGGCCUAUAGGGCCUAUGAUGUCAACUUUGUCUCCCAGUGUUUGAAUUAUUUCCCUCUACUUGAGCUACAAGUGAAGUGUCGCAGCGGGUUGAGGCUGUCCGUUAGCGAGAGGAACAAUGAGGUUUUCGACAUUUGUAGAGUCAUGGACCAGCGUUUGGUCAUUUUGUUGGACCCUGGUGCAGCAUCCAAUGACUACUUGCGACAUGACAAGUCCAAGGAGAAGCGUUUUGCUUUCGACCAAGCAUUCGAUGCAGAGACUGGCAAUCAGAGACUUUUCGAAGCGACGACUCAGCCACUGAUAGGUAGGCUGGUUCAAGGUUUCAAUUGUAGCGUCUUUGCCUAUGGCUCGACCGGUGCUGGAAAGACCUUCACCAUGAUUGGUACCGAGCAGGAGCCAGGGGUCAUGUCGCGCACUGUCGACUGCUUGUUCGCUGAAUUCGCGUCAGAUCCAUCUGUGUCAGUUGUUUGUUGUUUCGUUGAAGUCUACAAUGAAGUGCUGCGGGAUUUGGGCUCCCAAGACGGAAGGGAAGGAAUGCUGGACCUUAGAGAAGAUCCAGUCACAGGACCUUCUCUCACCGGCGUUACCGAAUUGCAGGCUCAGUCUGUGGAAGACGUCAUGAAAUUACUCCAGGGAGGAAACCAGCGUCGAACCACCGAGCCUACGGUCAUGAACGUCACAUCGUCACGUUCCCACGCCGUUUUCCAAGUGCGUGUGGAACGUCGCGAUCGCGAAGCUACGACCCUGGGCAAGUUAUCUUUGAUUGAUUUGGCAGGCUCCGAACGGGCCUCACAAACACACAACAGCGGCAUGCGGCUCUUGGAAGGGGCCAAUAUCAAUCGAUCCCUGUUGGCGUUGGGCAACUGUAUCAAUGCCUUAGCCUCGGGCUCCGCCUUUGUUCCCUUCCGAGACUCGAAGCUGACUCGACUUCUCAAGGAUUCCCUGGGUGGCAACUGCCGCACAGUGAUGAUCGCCAACAUCUCGCCAAGCCAUUUAAGCUAUGAAGACACGCUGAACACACUGAAAUAUGCCAACAGAGCAAAAAACAUCAGGGUCAGUGCCUCACAACAACUGAUCCAGCCAGACGAUCAUGUUAGACAGUACACCCACGCCAUAGCAGACCUUCGUCAAGAGGCGGCGCUUCUGAAAGCGAAGCUGGUGAAGCGAGCGGAAUCAAAAUCCCUGCCAGACAUCGAGGAGGAAGCUGGAGAUGAGAAGGAGCUCAAAGAAGCCAGUGAGAAUUGGAAAUUGGAGAUCAUCAAAAACCUGGAAGCCAGAGCUUCACUGCAGCGAUCCUUGAUGGAAGUAGAGAAGGCCCUGGUGCAGUGGAAGGCAGAGCUGUUGCAGGCCAAUGAGGUUAUCGCCUACUGGGAGGAGAAAGGACCGGCAACUACGCCAAGUCGACCCAGACGAUCAUCAGAACCCAGAACGCUGGAAGAGUGGAAGGAUUUGGUGUCCCAAGUCGAAGAGAACAUGGCUGAAAAUGCUGAGACGCGAAGGUCAUUGUCCCGAAGGCUUCAACAAAACAAAGACGCAGGCGAGGGUGCCCUUGGCACUUCUGCCACGCGUGCGGAAUGGUUCAACGGCCCCCGUCCCGGAAGUAUGGCGAGUAUGGCCGUUCCAUCUCACCCCGAUCUCUUGACCAUGCCAGAUGGUCACCUAGUGGUCCGAGAGCAGGGCAGCACUGAGGAUCUGUCAGCCCAAGCGAUGCCAAUGAAGGCCCAUUUCACCAAGGACAGCUUGCGAAUCGAUAUGGAGAUCAAGUUCCCAAAAAAGGAGAAGGCCAAAAAGAAGGCGGCGCAGCUGAGAAUGGUGCGCAACACUGGGUCCAUGCUGAGCAACAUCUUUGCCGAGCAAAAGUAUCCGGAACCCAUGUACUUCCAGAGCGUUGACUGUGUCGGAAUUCCAAAUUUCAUGUCACCUGGCGAGUGCAGAAAGAUCAUUGACUUCGCGGAGGCUCAAGGUUUCAGCCUACAAAACAGACAUCGAGUUCUGAAUAUGAUGUGGACAGAUCUCAUUGAUCCUUUCUUUUCAGAAGCUCUAUGGCAGAUCUGUGGUCUUCAAUGGUUCCUGCGCAACUUGACCAUAGAUGGUGAGGUUGCCUGUGGCCUCAAUGACGUGGUCCGGAUCCAAAAGUUUGGUCCCGGUGGCUUGUUCGGUCGUCACACGGAUCAGCCAGUGACACGGGCAGAUGGACGAGUUUCCAAGUACUCCCUGCGAGUGUUCCUGAACGGAACCAACGACAAGGACUUCGAGGGCGGCUUGAGCGCUUUCCACGUGGCCUAUCGGCCCAAGCCGGUCGUCUUCGAACCGGAGCCUGGCCUGGCACUGCUGUAUCCACAGGGAGAAUUUUGCCAAGUGCAGGAAGAGAUGGAGGUCCUGGCUGGCAACAAAUACGUGCUGCGUGCCGACAUCCUGUUCCAGAAACCUGAAGGCAAAGAGCUCCAAGAACAGCUACCUCGUAGAGUCCUGAAUGAGGACUUGCGGGCCUUUCUGGAGCUUAUUCAAAGAGUGAAGGUUUUGGAGUUUGAACGAUUGGAGUUGGAACACUUCUGGGAAAUCCAUCGGCGCCAACUGGUGAAUAGCGAUGACGAGAUUGCCAUGCUGAGAGAACAGCUGCGUUUGCGCAACGAUCAUCUCUUGGCGCAGCGAGCUCGUUUGCCGGAAGAACACCAAGAGUUGUUAGAUGAUCGCGCAUUCCUGUUGGGCACAGCAGAGGUGCCUGUGCAAGAGCAUGGGCCCUUGCGGGUGAUGCAGGCAUGGGCGCCGGCGGCCAAGGAUCCGGAGGAAUUUGCGAAUUGGGACACGCGGCCACUGCGGCAGCGGGAAAGCAGGAAGAGCUCAACUGAGGACAUUUCGGAGGUCGGUGUUGCGAUCGCAAAGAGCGAUAAGGCUAUCAACUGGAAGGCCCUGGAAUUGCCUCUGGCUUCUCAGAUCAAGGGCUUGGCAAUCCUGCAGGAAGAAGGACUGCGUGUCCAGCCCCAACCUCCUCCACCGCCAGUAUCACAGGCCAUCCCACCCCCCGGCCCAUCGGCUCACAAGCCAACCACCCGUCAGUUCACCAGCCUGGCAGCUCAUGGUGUCGCCCCUGCACCAGUGCAUCGCCCGGUGCCCCAGGCCCCACACGUGGCCGAGCAUCGGUCGCCUCCACCGGUGCGUUCCUCCCACCUCACCAGUGAUGCAUCCCUGCGAACCCGUCGCACCGAUGGGAAUCCCAGGGACGCACGAAGUCCGCCACCAGGUGUGGCCUCCCGGGGCUUGCUGCGGGCCUAUGGCGUUCAGUCCAUGCCUCGGGAGCUCCGCGAGCAGCGGCAGAUGGAUCGACCUGUGGCACAGUAUCGGAAGAGCAGCCCCUGGCGGCGUGUGGAUCCCAUCCGGAAAGCUGGGAAACUGAUGGUACAGACACCGGGUCGGUAG
Molecule: messenger RNA, 4305 nt
Organism: Cladocopium goreaui
Lineage: Eukaryota; Dinophyceae; Suessiales; Symbiodiniaceae
Source: the annotation of a GenBank genome assembly